GUAACUUUUGAAGCAUUGAUAAAGAAAAAUGUUCCCUGUGAAUUCCCUCAUGCUAAUUAAUUUCGUAAUGGAAACUGUACAUAAUUAACGAUAAAAUUUCAAUAUUUAAGCGGAAAGCAUGUAACAUCAUUAUCUUCUUUUCAUUUCAUUCUGAAGCUCGCAGCUCGAUGCGUUUGUCAAGUUCAUUUCAUUUGUUCAACUGGUGACGUUCCUGUAUGUCGUUAAAUUUUUAUUAAAAUUUCAUCAUGUAUGCAUUUGUGUAUCCGGUAUCGUCCGCUGUCGUCGGAUUUCUAUGCCGUUUUAUUUUAAAUAUCGUCCAUAUUCUAUUUUUCAUUUAUUUACAAAUCAAGCAUAGUAAAUUUGUUUUGCUGAAAGUGCUCUACAAUACGAAGAGUUUACUCACCGAUCAAAUGAAGCAGGAAGAAAUGGAGAACGAUUUCAUCAGUAAAAGUAUCAAACAAUUUUCCAAACUGCCAAAACAUCUUGUGUUCGCGAUAGGUGAAGAAAAAGUCUCGUAUAACGAUCUAGCUCAACUUAUCGCAUGGUGUCUUCCAACAGGUGUACCGGUGAUUAGCUUCUACGAUCAUAAAGAUGAACUGAAUGCUGAUAUGUUAUUCGACGUGUUUGUGAAAACACACGGUGAUCUAACACCGUCCAUUAAAUGGGGCGUUUCUUUCAAUCGAGAAUUCGAAUAUGGCACCUAUGGUGAAAUGCCUUGUUUACAAGUCAACAUUUUAACAUCGAAGUAUAGUCGUCGGUUACUGAUAGACUCGAUUAAAGAAUUAUCUCAUAUUCAAGAUAUCAGACUAGACGAUAGAGCGUCGGCCGAAGCUGCGUUGGAUGAUAUCAUGUUAUCGAAAUUCUCCUACUGUGCGAACCCAGACUUAUUAGUCAUUUCUGGCGAUUGUUACACUACAUUCGGAUUAUCUCCUUGGCAUAUGGGAUUCACCGAAUUCUCGCUCGUUCCCAGCUAUAAGUUGCUGACGGUGAACGAUUUUGUGGGCGUGUUAGCAACUUACGCUCGGUGCGACCAAAAAUUCGGUCGGUGAAUUACUGGCGGAAUUCUUGAAGGCACGUUUGUACAGGAUAUUUAUUGGCUGGAACUGGAACGACGAGUGGCGGUUUUAUUUUUGUUUAUUUAAUUAAUGCUGCGUUAAGAAACGCACACCUAAAUGCUGUGAUAUUAAAUGAUUCGUUGGUAAUUUUAGAAAAAGAAAAGUAACAUUAUCGUUCCAUAAUACCUUCAUUAAAAUAUUAUCGUAUUGAAAUUGAUAAUCAGCACUCAUUGUACUACGCAGCGAUCCUCGCUAUUUUUUUAAAGGAAUUUUAUUAAUUAUUCGUAAUUUUUUUUCCUUAAUGGAAAAACGUAUGCUAGAUGGGAAUGGGGUUUUCUAUUCCAAUGUUUUGUUUUUGUCUUCAAAUUGCAAAUCAACCAGAGUUCGGAUCGUUGAUUUGCAUAAAAAGUAAUCAUUUACGAGAAAUGAUUACGAAUUAAGAACUUUAAUUUACAUGCUUAUUAAGUAUUUAAUUUGAAUUCGAGAAAUAAAGCGAGUUUUCACGUGAA
Planococcus citri (citrus mealybug) is the source of this 1564-nucleotide messenger RNA. It is a transcript of the gene Tango14, whose product is annotated as transport and golgi organization 14. Gene Ontology annotation, cellular component: dehydrodolichyl diphosphate synthase complex; endoplasmic reticulum membrane. Gene Ontology annotation, molecular function: ditrans,polycis-polyprenyl diphosphate synthase [(2E,6E)-farnesyl diphosphate specific] activity. The coding region runs from base 246 to 1049 and encodes 267 amino acids. Lineage: Eukaryota; Metazoa; Arthropoda; Insecta; Hemiptera; Pseudococcidae. The transcript is spliced from 4 exons. The record is from RefSeq and is a predicted model, not a curated record.